CACUCCAUAAUCUGUGCUGUCUUUUUGUGUCUAUUUAUCUCUGUAUUUAAAUUCCAGCUUUCGUUUUUAUUGAUAAGAUAAUUGGUUCAUUGUGAGAGCGCAUCAUUGCUUUUUUGUCUUUUGCUUCAUUUACGUUUUCAUUUUCAUUUUCCCUCCUUUGCUCCUCUGUCAGUUUGAUGACUACUUUUUCUCACACUUGGGUGUUUUACAUCGUUCAGUUGCAAUUAACAAUUAACUUAAAUCUAUUUAAAUUUGAAUACUGUUUUAUACAUCUGUGAUAAUUAAUUGUUCAAUUAGUAAUGGAAAUAAUUAAAAGACAACUCAUUAAUCUACCACAUUGGUUUAUUUUUCAUAACAUUUGUUUUCUUCUAUCUCUGGUUAACAAUGUUGCUAUGGAUAGCACAAACAAUUCACCUGCUAAAUCUUCAACCUUAAAUCAAGUGAUUGUGCUUCAUAAACACGGAGAGUUAAGCCAUUCUUCUAUUUUUCCGAACAUUGGCUCGUUCGAGAACUCUAAUGAGCCAGAAGGUCAUCUCACCUCAAAUGGCCGCCAAAAAAUGUACCAAUUGGGUGAAGCUCUGAGAUCCCGUUAUAACUCAUUUUUAUCCAAUAACCCACUAGAAUUCAAAGCUGAAUCCUCUGAUGUAGAUGUGGCACUUGAAAGUGGUCUCUUGGUUCUUCAUGGUCUUGCAAAGGCUGAAGGCCAAUGGAUAUAUGACAAUAGUACAAAUUAUCUGCCAAUUCCAAUUCAUUCUAGUCCGCAAGAAUAUCCCUGUGCCUUGGAUUCUGAUUGUGAUUGUCCAUUUAUUGAGCAGUGGAAUAAAUCGAUUGACAACCAUCCAGCAAUGAAGAACAUAAAAGCCAAUUAUAAAGAAACAAUCAAGUACCUGGUUGAAAAAACAAACUCUACAGCUUUCCAGUCGCUUACCAAUUUAACUAUACUCUUUAAGUAUCUUGAAUAUGCUAAAAACCAUGGUUAUCCCUUACCUGAUUAUUACACCCGGGAAAUCUAUCUCAAUUUGAGCAAAAUUGAUCAACAGUUUGAACAGCUUGAGGCUUGUUCGUCAGAUAUUCUUUCAAUCCGUAUCACUGGAUUUUUCAAGCAACUAAAAGCCAUUAUUUCAGAAAAUUUAUCCGAUGUCAAUGAAACUUUCAAAAUCAACAAACCCAAGUUACAUCUCUUUUCAAGCGCAGAACUUUUAUUGUCAUCAGUUCUUUGUGGUCUCGGUGUUUCAGAAUCCAAAAUAAUACCAGAAGGAGCAACUUUAGUCAUUGAAUUGCACGAGAUUCUAGGAGAAGAUUUUGUGCGCCUUGUCUAUUGGAAUACUGAUUAUACUAUUGAACCGACUCAUCUUGUACCAAUCUAUUGCAACAAAACUUCAGACUUUUGUGGAAUUAAAGAAUUCCUCAGUAAUCUUGAUGAAUUUAUCUUACCGGAUUGGCAGGAGAAAUGUGGUCUUUGUCCAAAUGGUUAUCGUGCUAACGAGAUUAUGGCUAUUAUUUUAUGUGUAAUUAUACUAACGAUCAUUAUAACAACCUGUGCAGCGGUUGUGCGUCGAAGAAAGCAUCGAGAAGAAUACGAUUUGCUCGAGUGAUGGAUCAAAUAGAGUAUAUAUUGUAAAAAUGAGUGUUUAAUCAAGCUUUUAGAACUAUCAUCUCAGACUUGAUUAGUUUCUAUCAAGACAUCAAGGUGAAACAUCGCUUUUCAGAUGAGAGCUCCAUUUGAAUUUCAAGAUCUUGUUUAUUAUCAUUUAUCUUAUUUUUGUAAAAGUAAAAUGUAAAUCUUUUUAUACGAUUUUAAAUAUAAUUUAUGUGAAGCAUUUCAUGAUUUUUUCACAAAA
This is a messenger RNA of Tetranychus urticae (two-spotted spider mite), 1841 nucleotides long. Its product is annotated as lysosomal acid phosphatase. The record is from RefSeq and is a predicted model, not a curated record. Lineage: Eukaryota; Metazoa; Arthropoda; Arachnida; Trombidiformes; Tetranychidae. Gene Ontology annotation, biological process: dephosphorylation. Gene Ontology annotation, molecular function: phosphatase activity.